Messenger RNA from Dissoconium aciculare CBS 342.82, 1101 nucleotides. RefSeq lists its product as uncharacterized. The transcript is spliced from 2 exons. Bases 1 to 1101 code for a protein of 366 amino acids. Lineage: Eukaryota; Fungi; Ascomycota; Dothideomycetes; Mycosphaerellales; Dissoconiaceae. The record is from RefSeq and is a predicted model, not a curated record.
AUGGAGAACUCCAUCAAAAAUGUACCACGGGACCACAACCGUGUUGCGAUCUGGGCACAGUUUGUAAAAGCGAUUGAGGAGCAUGAUUUUGACACAACUCGAGCAUUGUUUGAUGCCGGCAAGCUGGGCCAAGAGCACAUAUGGGAGGAGUUCGAAAUGGCCCGAGACUGCACGCAGCAAAUCAGUUGCCUUCAACGCUUGGGAUCCGACUACAUUGCUCGGACUUCGCCCCGCGAUUUGCACUCCAUCGAAGACUUCAAAGCGGCCCAGGCCCGCGGUCUUGACCUUCGGAGAACAGGCCACCUGUAUCUGCAAGAUUUUGCAAAUCGGCCCGAGGUACUGGACUAUCUUCUUUCACAAGGCAGCGACGUCACCAGAACUGAUUGUCGGCGGGAGUACAAUGGGCGAAAUGUGAUUCCAGGGAGAAUCGAUACCUCACUACAUCUGUUAGACCAAGUCGCUGCUUUAGGAGACGUCAACCUCUUCAACAAGCUGGUCUCGCUAGGAGCCGAUCCUUUGAAAAGCGAGGCUCUACACCGAGCCUCCAAGUGCCAUGAUGAGGCCAAAUCAGUCGCCAUGAUAUCCUGCUUGAUAGACCGCCACAACAUGAGUAUGGAGGUCAAGCUGCACGCUGCAUAUACUAAUGGCUUGGAUACAGGACCAGAACGCGGGACCCCGCUCUGCUCUGCCAUCUAUAAUCGCAACCUGCCCGUCGCAGCUGAACUCUUACGGAGAAGCAAGAAAGAUGACCUGUGGUCCGCUAUCGUUACUGCUAUGGGAGGAUCAAGGGUACAAUACAACGAACCGGCACUACAUUUGCUGCUAGAUCACGGAGGAUUAGAUCUCCAGAAGGUUCUCGACGAAGCCAUUCACUGUGAUAAUCUCCGCGCUGCAACUGUGAGCUUGGAGCACGGCGCAGAUGCAGCCUUUGCACUUCGAGAGCAGCUGCAGCAAAAUGAGCUUGCAUUAGCCCAGGAGCUAAAUCCUCCAGCCUACAAGGACAGAGAAUACUACCGAGAGAUGUCUGAGGAGAUGAAAGCACUACUUGAGGAACGGGCAGACAAAACAUUGAAAGCAUCAAUUGAAGCGAGCCGAUUGUGA